Molecule: messenger RNA, 245 nt
Organism: Periconia digitata
Lineage: Eukaryota; Fungi; Ascomycota; Dothideomycetes; Pleosporales; Periconiaceae
Source: the annotation of a GenBank genome assembly
AUGACGAUGAGAGAUGCCCCCGAUCCCCGUAUUCACUCGCUAUACAUACUGCUUUGGCAGACCACCAUGGAGUCCCCAGCCACUCAGGUCGCGUCUACACUCCCUUGCUGCCGCAUCAGUCGAGUGUGCCGUCUCCAAUAUCGACCCGCAUGACGAUCGAGCCGAGCUUGUGCGGCAUUUUCCGGGUGCGAGAUGACGGGGCCGUGGCAUCUCGCGGCGAGGAAUUGUCAUUGUUGCAGCUAGAC